This is a messenger RNA of Trematomus bernacchii (emerald rockcod), 7642 nucleotides long. It is a transcript of the gene mrtfba, whose product is annotated as myocardin related transcription factor Ba. The record is from RefSeq and is a predicted model, not a curated record. Lineage: Eukaryota; Metazoa; Chordata; Actinopteri; Perciformes; Nototheniidae. Gene Ontology annotation, biological process: smooth muscle cell differentiation.
CCCCCCCCCCCCCUCCGAGGCGACAUGGAGCUCCAGGCGUCUCAGCUGGCAGUCGAGGGGGACUUUGAGAUGUCCUGCCUGCUGCUGCCGAGCCCUCAGAGCGAGGCGGUGACCCACGAGAUGGAGGAGCUGUCGCUGCAGCCGCUGCCUCCGCUCAACGAACGCAAGAAUGUGCUGCAGUUGAGGCUUCAGCAGAGGCGGACCCGCGAGCAGCUGGUGGAUCAGGGCAUCAUGCCACCUCUGAAGAGCCCAGCUGCUUUCCAUGGGCAGAUUCGCAGCUUGGAGAGAGCCAGGACGGAGAAUUUCCUCAAGCACAAGAUCCGCAGCCGUCCGGAGAGAGCAGAGCUGAUCAGGAUGCACAUCCUGCAAGAGACCGGAGCAGAACCAUCACUACAGGCCACCCAGAUGAGACUGAAAAGAGCCCGGCUUGCCGACAACUUAAACGAAAUGAUCUCCCAGAGACCCGGCCCCAUGGAGCUGGUGGAGAAAAACAUCCUGCCGGUGGAUUCCAGCGUUAAACAGGCAAUAAUCGUAGGCCAGGUGAAUUACCCCAAAGUGUUGGAGGAGGACAGCAGUGAGGCUCUGUCCCCGGAGCAGCCGGCCAGCCAGGAGUCCCAGGCCUCAGUCCCGUCUCCUGCAGAGAGCCGAGUGCCAGAGACCCCCCCUCCAGCCCCAGCAGCACCUCCUCUUCCUCCAGCCCCAGCAGCACCUCCUCUUCCUCCAGCUAUGCCCAACACCAUGCUGCAGUCCUUCCCUAAUACAACAAAAGCAACAACAGACUUUAUGAAGCUGGUCUCUGCCAUAGAGACUCCUCGUCCUGCUGUCACUCAGCCGCCUGCUCCUCACAAACCAGCACCCACCCUGGUGAAGCAAAGCCAGCAGAAGUCUCCCUCGGAGAAGAGCCGCAGUAAGAAGAACAAAGAGCCCAAGUCCAGGGUGAAGAAGCUGAAGUACCACCAGUACGUUCCUCCGGACCAGAAGCUGGAGGCCAGCGAGGAUCUCAUGGACUCUUCCUACGCCCGACUGCUGCAGCAACAGCAGCUCUUCCUCCAGCUGCAGAUCAUCAGCCAGCAGCAGCAGCACUACAACUACCAGACCAUCCUGCCCGCGCCACUCAAGCCUGUGGCAGAGGGUCAGAGCUCCAUCAUGGUGUCUCUAGCUCCUCCAUCUUCCUCCGACGCACCGCCUGCUCUUCGUCCAAACAACUCGCUCUCCAACCGCAAGCCGGGAGUCCUGCCCGCCAACCUGGAGGAGAUGAAGGUGGCUGAGCUGAAACUGGAGCUGAAGCUGCGCGGCCUCCCCGUGUCGGGAACUAAAACUGAUCUGAUCGAGCGGCUGAAGCCUUUCCAGGAGAACCACAACACCUCCGCUCCGACCAACAACUCUAUCUCCACCACCAACAUGCAGAUGGAGGUCAAAACCAGUGUCCUUUCUCCACAUGAGAACAUGAACCCGACAUCGCCACUCUCACCAAUCCCCGCCGAGCGCUCCACCCAGGACGGAGGAAAACCUGAGACUCCAUCAUUUGAAACGCACAUGGUGACCUCCAACUGGACCCCCACCUUCCAGUCUUUCCAAAUCCCCCAGGAGAAGGACAUGCGGCUGCACGAGAAGGAGCAGCAGAUCGUGGAGCUGAUGAAGAAGCUGGAGCAGGAGCAGAAGCUGGUGGAGGAGCUGAAGAUGCAGCUGGAGGUGGAGAAGAGAGGCUGCUCAGCUGACUCUCCCACCGUCACCUCUCCACCUGCCGUGAAUCCCACUCUCCUGAACUCUAACGUAGUCAAAAUGGAAGGAGCAGUGCUAUCAAACUGUGCAUCCACCACUGCUACCAUCCCUAAUCAGAUCCUGGGCUCCACCUCUCUCUCUCCUCGGCCCACGGUGGUGAAGUUGGAGGAUCUGACUGUUUCCUCUGGGAAGCCGAUUCAGACCCAGACGCAGCUCAUCCCUCAGAUCCAGCCCCAGAUCACCAGCAGGAGUCCCAAACUGCAGACCCAGCAGUUCUUCAUCAGCCACCAGGGCAGGGUGGUGCCUCAGACGCUGCUGACCACCACCGGACAGGCGGGGACUCAGAUCCUCCUCCCAGUGUCGCUGCCUAGCAACGCAACUGCCAUCCAGCUGCCCGGCAACACCGUCAGCCUGCAGCCUGUUCUGCAGACCACAGUCCAGAAUCCAGGCCUGGUGCACGCCUCGGGUCCUCAGCUGCAAACCACUAAGAUGGAGGCGUCACCGAGGCAACAGUUAACCAACAACAACAACAACUCCCUGCUGCAGACUCUGACGAUGUGCAACAACUCUUCUGGUUUGGAGAACCAGGCGAGGCCGGAUCUGAGUCCCCAGAGUUUCCUGAGAAGCUCUCCCGACAACAGAGUCUCUCCACGGGCUUCCCCCAACAGCCACACCUCCAACGGACCCCUCAACAAGUCUCCUUCCCCCCAGCCGACCUUCAUCCUUCAGCACAACUCUCUGGUUACUCAGCCUCCCAAAACAAAAGAGCCCCCCCGCUACGAGGACGCCAUCAAACAGAGCCGCAACAUUCAUUUCAACAACAUCUCACAGGUUCCCACAGCAACCAGCCAGCAAAUGGAUGACCUGUUUGACAUCCUGAUAGAGAGCGGAGAGAUCACCCCCUUCACGCAGCAGGACCCUCAGGUGUCUCAAUCUAAAACCCUCCCGGUCACCGCCAACAUCUUCACGCUCCCCGUCAGCACGGCCGUCUGCAGACCCCCCCCCCAGGUGCAGGUGGCCCCCCAGCCCGUCCAGAGCCCCCCCCCCCUCCUCCCCAGCCUCUCCUCUCUGGCCACAGACCACCAGCUGGAGGCCUUCCUGGAGAAAACUCUGGCUGAGACGUCACCGGCGUCAGACCCAAGGACCAGAGGCCUGAUGGAGGAGCUGCAGGCCCAGCUGAUGGAGCAGCAGGCCUUCUCCCCCAUGGACACUUCAGACCUCUCCUUCUGUGACUCCUCCUCCCCCUCCUCGCUCCACUUGGGCCUCUCCGAUGCGGGCCUGGACAACAUGGAGUGGCUGGACCUCACCCACAUAACUACUGGGUCUGCCGGGGCGCUCACUCCUCUGGGGAUCCCCUCGGACUUCCUGGACCCUCAAGACCUGCAGCUGCACUGGGAGUAAUGGGGGAGAAAGGGAGGGGGCAACAGCUGAGCCGGGAGAUAAAAGCUGGAUGGACGAAAAGAGGCGGUAAAUGAUUGACAUUCCAGAUUUUAGACAAGGGACAACAUGGCGUUCCCGUGCCAUUCCACUUUCACCACUACAUCCAUAAUACUACUCCUAAGAAGACUUCCUGGACCCUCAAGACCUGCAGCUGCACUGGGAGUGACAGGGGUGAGGAAGACAGGGGUGAGGAAGACAGGGGUGAGGAAGACAGGGGAAGAGGAAGACAGGGGAAGAGGAAGACAGGGAGGUAACAGCUGGAUGGACGAAAAGAGGCGGUAAAAGGUUGAGAUUCCAGAUUUUAGACAAGAAGGGACAACAUGGCGUUCCCGUGCCAUUCCACUUUCACCACUACAUCCAUUCAUACACGUGUAAUAUUCCCACUAUCCUUCAGUAUGAGCUGCUGAACAGGCACUGAUUGAAAACUACACUGGGAGAGGAAGACAGGGGUGAGGAAGACAGGGAGGAGAACACCUGAGCCAGGAGAUAAAGCUGGAUGGAUGAAGAUAUGUUCAGCAGCUCGUACUGCAGGAAGAAUAGCCAAAUGCUAAUGCUAGUGCUAAUGGGGAUCCUAAUAAAGAACAAGAACAAACAGCCGGUAACAGGUUGAGAUUCCAGAUUUCCGACGAGAAGGGACAACAUGGCGUUCUCGUGACAUUCCACUUUCACCACUACAUCCAUAAUAUUCCCACUACCCUGCAGGAUGAGCUGCUGGACAGGCACUGAUUGAAAACUAGCAGGAGUUUGCACAAAGAGGGUCUAAAUGACAACAUCACUGAAGUCACCAUAAGACUUUCAACUUUAAGACUUUUAGUGUCUGAUGAGACGAGGAGGCGGAGCCAAAUGAUCACUGGUAGCAUGUACUGUAAAUACUCUUUAAACCACACUAAUACAACUUAAAGGAUAUUAUCGUUUGCUCUACUGGAGGUUUGGCUGGUUGGCUUUCAGUGUGACAUUUGAGUGGUGUUUCCACUGAAGCUUGGUUAUAAAGCCGGUGAUUACAACCCAAGUGUUGCUCUACGCGACGUCUGGCAGAUUAAACCUUUAUACAAAUAUUGGAAAGAGCUCAUAUAGGCCUGUCACGAUAACUACUUCUGUUGGAGGAUUCUACUCUCCAGGAAAUAAUUGAAAUAAACAAUAUUUCUGUCAUUUUAAGACCAUGUUAUGCCAUAGGUGUAAUGACGACAGGGUUUCCCCACACAUACUGUAGACUUUACUUGAGCGGGCCGACCGGGUAUAUUAACGUCCGCCAAAGUAUAUUUCGCGACCCAUUUAGGGUUAAUCUUUUUUUAUCCGUCCGCGAGCACGACGCCAUCUGCGAUCGAUUAACUACCCCUGCUGUACCUGUUCGCUCUGCUAUCGCGUGAAGGGUCUGCUUUAUGCGCUCUCCGCAGUAACUUCGCCACGAGGCUCCGGCGAACAGUUCACCCCCCCCCCCCCCCCUUUUAUGAGCGUGCUCCGCUAGCAUUCUCGGCUACCACCACAAGUAUAUUUCAGAUCUGUGGGAAACACUGGACGAUAUAAUAAUAAUAAUAAUAAUGAAACAAGAAUGAUUAAGCCCAUGUCGAUGUAUUGUACUACAGGUCAGCAACGUACAAAUAAUCCAAAGUCACGUGCAUAUUUCUUAUGAUUUAUUGAUAACGUGAAAAUCAUACUCAUCAGUCUAAAUAAUUUCUACAUAUAUCGUACGAUAAAUCAAUAACCAAAAAAUGAUCGAGGCCUUUUCGUACUACAGGUCGUUAGCGUGAAAGUGAUCCAAGUCUAUUGUGAAUAGUGGAUAGCCUAUAGAGUGCCCAUACAGCAAAAAAUAAAUCCGUACCUUACGAAUGAUAACGGUCAUAUCCACACAUCGUACAAUAAAUUGGUUAGAUUGUUAUCGUGACAGGCCUACGCUUAUAUUCUCAAUGAUAAUAAUGAGUACUAGUUGCCCUGGGACAUCAGUGCAGCCUCGUCUAUGAACCACUUCCCCUGAAGGAGCUAAACCGGUCUGAAUCUGAGGAGCUGGACCUUUUCUAAGAGUUUUUCUCUCUCUUCUCUGCUCACACUGGUCCAACAAACUGUGUGCUGACUCAUCUGAUGUGUGUAUCAGAUGCGACUGUUUCCUCCUGCGGUUCCUCCUAAUGAACCAAUGACUCUAAAGACUGACGACGACGAGCAGGAUCCUCAAACUACGUGAGAGCUAUGCACUUAAAGAGGCGGAGGGAUAUCUGACGGCGCCUCGUCACCUCAGAACACGGACGCCUGAUCUCUGAAGAUCACGCAGCCGGAGAUACUGCAGUUGGUGUCCAAGUAUCUAACUUUGAAUGUAAUUUAAAACAAAAUGGGACUACACUCACAAAGUUGGCAGCUUUUUUUACUCGUGAACUGACAGAAACGGUGGAAAGGGAACAAAUAUCAGUUUGUGAGAGUCGGCUGCAGUCGAACUGUCUUUUAUUUGCUAACUUAGUGAAAUGACAUGGAAGUAUUAAGUCCACAUUCGAAGGAAAGGAGCUUUAAUGCUUCCUUUUUCAUCCCUUUUAGCUUAGGGUACAAUGGACCAUCCCAAACCAAAACGACAGCAAGAGCAUGCAUCGCCUAAUUACGUAGCCUAAAAUAAGAGCAGUCGAACUCUGCCCAGCAUCUUGCCCUGUCAUUUGCUUGCUUUCUAUCGAGGAAAAGUGGUUAGAAAAAUAUUUAUAGGACUUUUCGACAGCAGCCGUGUGUGUGUGUGUGUGUGUGUGUGUGUGUGUGUGUGUGUGUGUGUGUGUGUGUGUGUGUGUGUGUGUGUGUGUGUGUGUGUGUGUGUGUGUGUGUGUGUGUGUGUGUGUGUGUGUGUGUGUGUGUGUGUGUGUGUGUGUGUGUGUGUGUGUGUGUGUGUGUGUGUGUGUGUGUGUGUGUGUGUGUUCUGCAUGUCCUCCCGUCUCUGUGUGCAUGAUUGUUCUCGCGUCGCCCACAAGUUGUCUGAAGAUUAAAGAGCUAAUAUCUAUGUAAUGAAAUAAUUUGCUAUCCAAAAAAAGAAAUAUUCCAAACGUCUCUCUUCACAGCGGCUCCUGAUGACUGUUUUUAUCUGUGUGUUGUUCGGUGUCCUGCAAACGCACACACACACCUUUGAGGUGUAAUACACAACCAAGAGGGCUUAGCUACUUUUAAAGCCGUCAUAAUUUGAUUUUUUUUAAACAUCCAACUUGCUAUUUUAUCUCAAAAGUAAGGAAUAUUUAGUUUUAGGAUAUUAUUUUGGGAUUUAUGCUUACUGUAUAGCACUUUUAAAUCAGAUUUAGUUCAUAAAUUGUCCUUUUUUUAUGCUUUAAAUCACAUUUCCAGUCCAUUUUAACCAAUCUGUCAUCAUGUCCACGGGCACUAGAGGGCGCUGCCUCUCCUCUGGUGUGGCACAUUUUCAGGGUCAUUUCUGGCAGGAAGUAGAGUCACAUCAGGCUGUUUUAUUACAUUUUAAAUCAAUGUAUUUUCUGCCUUUUGUAUUGCGGAUUUGAUGCUCUUACUGCUGCAGAAUCCAUCAUCAAAUCCACAACAUUUAACCACCUGAACAAAUCAAAUACUUCACAAAACGGCUUCCUGGGCUUUGUUUGUUUAUUUUCUACAAAUGUUGUGUUAAAGCGACUGUUUGAUACCCGUUCAGAGCGGACCUAUCUCCUGAUGUUUGGACCCAGGUUUAGCUGACUGCAGGUUUCUUUUUUAUUCCCAUUAAUGCGAGAUGUAAAUCCUACACAGGAUGACGAGUAAGAAUCACUCAUUGAUUCCUGUGUGUCGUAGAAGAGAUGAAGUAUUUGAAGUCACUUUUUACAGCUGUCACAUUUGAUAUUUAGUUGCCAAAAAAAGGCAGAGGAACAUAUUAUCACACGUUUGUGUAAUAAUUAUCACUUAUUUUUUUCAGGGUGAAAAUGUAAACGUGUAUCUUGUUUUGUUUUAAAGAGGAUUUCAUGUGUAUAUUUUGGGUUUGCAGAGUUGAUUUCUUUCGUAUCAGACGAACAUCUUGGCUGGGGAAGAUUUAGUUUGUGACACCACUUUCCAUACAGGGACGGCUAGAAGCAAUAAUGGCUGCUCUCCCUUUUUAUACUGUACUGUAAGUCAGAUCCUGCCUUGAUUUGAUCUUUUAAAAAGCACUUAAUACCCGAGUGGUUUGUCCAAUAACCCUCUUAAUUUAGAAGCUUCAUAGUUUCCUGUUUCUCCUGCACCGUUCAUCAUAAUGUAAACCUAUUGUUGGUGUAAAGCUAGUCAGACAAGAAGAGACGUUUUAGUAAAAAUCCAUUUAUUUUGGGGACAUUUCCAUCGCCCUUGCAAAGUCUCCUCUCUUCCUCCUCACCCAUGCCAUGCCUCUUGUUUGUAUGCCAUAUGUUUUGCACAUUGUGUACAUAUUUAUAUAGAUGUAAUGCAUAUUUUUCUACAUGUGUAACAUCCAUGGGUUCUCUAUUUUGUACAUACUCAAAAAGAUGUAUAUAUAAGUACUGUAUGCCUUUACGUGUCAAUAAAAUGUGGUGUACUGUGA